This is a messenger RNA of Exophiala viscosa, 1531 nucleotides long. RefSeq names its product alcohol dehydrogenase. Bases 432 to 1469 code for a protein of 345 amino acids. Gene Ontology annotation, molecular function: oxidoreductase activity. The record is from RefSeq and is a predicted model, not a curated record. Lineage: Eukaryota; Fungi; Ascomycota; Eurotiomycetes; Chaetothyriales; Herpotrichiellaceae. The transcript has 2 exons.
GUUGCGAAGUCGUUCGUCCGUCCGUGUGGUUGGGAUCAGAACCUGGCGACACCCGAGGUUCAAGCAAGCGAAGCGGGGAGACCAGGCCACCCUGUGCCACCCACACCUUUCCCAGCCGCCGGUGCAAACAAACUUUACACUGGUUACAAUUUCCACAGUUUCCCCAUGGGCUAGCUCCAAUUAGUGUACAUAAUGACUCGUGAGCACAGGGACUGGCCACUCCUGGCAAAGGACGAUGAAUCAUUCAAUAUGUGGCGCGAAUCCUAACGACUAGUACCAACAUGGGGGUGAACAUUCAGGCCAGGACUAUGCUAUAGUCAGCUUAGGUCUAGGGUCUGAUCCUGCGGCAAGAAAGUAGAACACGACCACAGCACCCAUCAACGAAACUGUGUGUUUACAAGCAGACACGAUAUCUUCAACCAAUAACCAAUAUGGGGUCGAUCGCGAAGACGAUGAAAGCAGGGCAAUGGGAUCCCAAGCAGAACAAGGUGGUUGUCAAUGAACUACCCAUCCCCGAGCCUGGAUCGAACGAGAUCUUGGUCAAGAUAACAUCCGCUUCCCUAUGUCAUUCGGACAUCAUGUCCAUAGACAGGCCAGGGCUCGAGGAGCCAUUCACUCUGGGCCAUGAAGGGGUGGGUAUCAUCGACAAGUUACAUCCGUCAGUCGAAGGCAAGGGCUUCAGCGUGGGAGAUGCUAUUGGCUUUCUAUACAUUGUAGGGUGUUGCUUCGAGUGCGAGGGAUGCAUGGUACAUAAUCUGCAAUGUUUGAACGGCAAGCCCGAGAUACAGGGAUUCACCAAGCCCGGCUUCUUUGCCGAGUAUGCGAUUGUUGAUUAUCGAAAUGCCAUUCAGCUACCAAAGCAGUUCAGUUUGAAGACAAGUUCGGUGUUCUUCUGCGCUGGUAUCACUUCUUUCCAUGCCGUGGACUCUUGCAAUCUGAAACCAGGUCAAUGGCUGGGCGUCAUCGGAGCGGGAGGCUUGGGUCAGCUGGCCACUCAAUACGCCAAAGCAAUGGAGGUGAAUGUGGUUGCAGUUGACAUCAACGAUUCGACUCUGGAAGUCUGCAAAUCGCAAGGAGCCAAUGUGGUUUUCAACUCCAAGACGGAUACCGAAUACGUGUCAAAGAUCAAAGAGCUGACGAAAGGCGGCGUCCAUGCCGCUGCAGUCUUCAGUAACGCUCAAGUCGCAUAUGCAAAUGCUCCCAACAUCAUUCGGGUUGGUGGUACGCUCAUGGUGGUAGGUAUAGCCGGAAAGCCGCUCGAGGUUUCAACCAUGGCUCUGGCGCUGGGCGCGUACAAUGUCAAGUCUGAAAGCACAUCCAUCCCUCAACGGAUGAAGAAAGCAGUCGACUUCUCGGCCAAGCACGAAAUUGCCCCUGAGGUGGAAAUUCGAACGCUUGAUGAAUUGGACAGUAUGGUCAAUGAGAUGCGGGCAGGAACUGCGACGAAAAGGAUGGCCAUCACCUUUUGAUCUAGACGUCAUCACUGAAGAAUCAGAGCACGAGAUGUUCUACAAAUCACGUUUAUGAAUCC